Messenger RNA from Coregonus clupeaformis (lake whitefish), 487 nucleotides. Its product is annotated as rho GTPase-activating protein 27-like. The transcript has 2 exons. The record is from RefSeq and is a predicted model, not a curated record. Gene Ontology annotation, molecular function: protein binding. The coding region runs from base 110 to 487 and encodes 125 amino acids. NCBI's taxonomy places the organism in Eukaryota, Metazoa, Chordata, Actinopteri, Salmoniformes, Salmonidae.
GGGAUGGCAAGUGCACACUGACAAGGACAGUGGGAAAGAGUUCUAUCACCACCCGGCCACGGGCCAAACCACUUGGGCCGACCCCCGCAGCACCCUCCCCUCCACGGACAUGGAGCUAACCAAGGAGGCACUGGCUGUCCCGGCCCUGUCCCCAGCCCUUUCCCCGGCCCUGUCCCCGGCCCUCUCACCAGCCUCAUCCCAGGGUUCCAACUGGGAACAGGUGUUGGAUGAGACCACCGGUCGAAACUACUUCUAUAACCCCACAUCUGGGGCCACGUCCUGGGCAGCUCCGGAGCCCAUCUCCCCUUUCUCUCCUGUUACUGAGCCUCCUGUGCUGAAGCUCCCAGACGGAGGACCGCCCCCUCUCCCAAAGGAAGACUACCUGACAGAAGACCACGAGGCUCCAGACACCCCUCCUCUGUGUUCCCCAAAGACCUCCUGCCCAUGCCGCAGGGGCCAAACAGGCUGUCAUACCGGGCCAUUCUAG